AGAAUUGUAAGAGUGCAUCAUCGGUGACGCAAAUCCUGCUGGUCAGCCAGGUCCAGCGGUUGGAAGUCGAGACGAUGAAAUGGACGAGAAGAGAAUGGGGCCAAGCUGCCACAUCAUCGGCCGACACUCACCUGCGCAAGAAUGGCCGUGUUCGAGCAAGGAGGAUAUUGAUAUAUUUUGGGAAAUGUUGUUGCGAGAAAUGAGCGAGGAGGAAAGGACUGGUGAAAUCCAGGAAGGAAUGCGGAAUUAUUCGAAGCGAUUCCGGACUGGCGAAGUCACGAGCGCAACCGUUGAAAAAAAAAAAAUACGUAGUUUCGAUCGUGUGCAUCGAAUGUAUCGCGAUCGCUGUAGAGAAGGAAACGGAGCUAUAAUUGAUCCUCGUAGCAAUGUACGUAUCUAUGUAAUGGUUCGAACGUAAUCGAGAAAUAGAUUCGUUCAGCGACAGUUGAUGAACGAAGCGAAGGAAAGUACUUGCGCAUUGUAGGGCGGAGGGGUGGGUAAGGAAUUCCAGGGAUACGGCAGUGUAGGGGAUCGACGAGCGUCGGCGAAAACCGUCGAGGAUGGCCGAACGGGUACGCGGGACCGUCGCCGCGGAGGCAGAGCAAAGAAAGCGCUUUAAAAAUUCAACGAGUAUGCGUGAUUUGUCACUCGAUCGGCGAUCGUUUCGAUCGACUCCGCUCCGCGCCGUCGCGCGAAUCCAGUGUGCGUUUUGCGGGCACGUUUAUCGUCGUGCACGCCUAUUCGGCUGACGAAUACCAUUGAUGCACGUGUAGAUAACCGCGAUCCGUGGAUGACAAAUCCUUAACCGUGGCCUCGUUAACGUCAAGUUCGUUGUGUCAGACGUUAAACAUGUAAUUCGUGAUUCUUCUGUCAAACCGAAACGCGUACGAGGACCUUGGAGAAUCGUUCGUUUCGAAAAGAUGUUAACCGGGAUGGUACGAGUUUAUAUGAAAAAGCGUGAAACAACGAGGCACAACGUUUACGGUUGCGACAGUGCGGAAAUGAAAAUAUUUUCUUUAAACCGAUCGCGCUUAUCGUUCGCUCGGUGAGCCGCAAACGCGGAAUUUCGUGCAACGUGAUCAGAGUAAGAAAUCAUCCGCAACGGAACGGUUCGCGAGAGUCGAGCGUCGAGCAACGGUCCAUAAGUUUAACUGUUCAACGAAUACGCGGUACACUCGACUGAGCGGUUGAAUCGCGCGUAACCGGAGGAUAACAGACGCGUGUACCGCUUACGCGUCGAAAAAUUGUGCGAACGGUGGCAGAUGUGCGAAACGAAAUACGUUCGAUCGAGAAACGCGUGUACGUAUUAGUGGUACUUGAUAACGGAGCGACGAAACGUUUCGUUAUCGCUAGUUCACCGGAACAGCGUCUCUGUGUGUAAUCGUUGAAGAACCCGCGGGAUGUGUUCGUUUAAAAAAAAACGUUAAGAUACGCUAGGUUCGAUGAAAGAGAGGAAAAGAGAGGACAGAAUGAGUCUGUCGCCGAUAGCGAACAGAAGCUUCCUACACGGUGAUGGAAAACCGUCACCGAGUUCGGAGAAGAUCGUCUAUGCAACCCUCGACAGUUUGGCUUUAAAGAGAGCAACUUUACCGCUGCAGUUGUUGCCCGUCGACGAUCGGAACGAGCCAAAGAGAAAAGGGGAAACUUGCAACGAUACCACUGCCAGGAGAUCCAGUUUCAAGGUGGACGCGGCGAGCAGCCUUUCGUCGAAGGAGCGCGCGAAAUAUGUGCUGGUUUUACCGUCGCCUAGCCCGGAGACGGAACCCUCGGGAUCCAGCGAGCAGAGGUCGGUUUUUAUCACGGAUCGAAACACCGGGGAAACGAAGGUGGUUUGUUUACAACGCGCCGUGGAUAUAGAUAACAAUAUCGAUACUGAUCCGAUAAAGAAUUCACCGGAUACGAUCGCCGAUUACUGCGAAGACGAUACUCGUCGACGAGAUAUACAACCAGUGUCGGACGACUCGUCGGCCGAGAAAAACGCGAUUUUUCCGAACUCUAUCAGCGAAUCCGAUCGUUUGAUCGAGCAGGCCGACGAGGACGAUUACGAGAGGAUAGAAUUGAUAGCUUGUCGAGAAGCAAAUCUUCGCGAUAAUAACGAAGAUGAAACAACAGCUUUGUGCUCGAAAAAUGUUAUCGCAACAUCGCUCCCCACCAAUGAGUUGACGAGAAAAAGCUCCUCGGAAACGAGACUGGACGAGGAAAAGCGUCUGAUCGAAAGUCUAACAAAGGAGCUGCUGCUCGAUAACGAACGCGACGUUAAUCGCGGUAAAAAGAAGAAUCAUUUCGCGAAGAACGUGUUGCAUUUCGUGCCGGAGUACCUGGUGAAGGGAUCGAAGAGAAGGAAGAAGAAGAAAAGCGCUCUAAGCUCGUCGUUGAACUCGUUGAAACCGUCGACUUUGGAAAAGGUGGACGUAAUGGCCGACGACAGGUUCAGAUCGAGGAGUCUCUCCAGAGAGGAAUCCAGGUGUCUGAACAUCUCGUCACCGACGAAUUUCGUUCACGUCGCCUCCGCGACCAGUCCGAAUCUGAUCCUGAACGAAAACACGGUGAAAUUUAAUUUGGAGCAGGCUGUAAUUACGCACGAGCAAAAGUGUGCCAUCUUGCCUCUUCUCGUCGCGAGGAGCGAGAAGUUCUUCUUCGACGCCUCCUCUUCCCUCUCGCCAGGAAGGGACAACGAGAACGAAGAAACUACCCGCAGAAUCGAGGAAAGCCGGAAACGCGAAUUGUUGUCCGAGCUGAGAGCGCGAUCGGCAAAAGCGUUGGAGCCGAGCCAGCAGCGGGUGAAAACGAGUGAAAAUCGAGCGUACGAGGGGAACGACUCGUUCCGCACAAACACCAGCUUUUUAUGGAGUAAUCAGAGCAAGAACCUAUCGGUGCUCCUCGGUCGAUCUACACUGAACGAAACCCUCGAGUACGUCGACGAGGAUCAGUACGAUGACGUAGGCCCUCUGAAUCUUAUCAAUCAGGAUGACGACUACGAUGACGUGGGUUUACCGACUACUUCCACCGAUGAAUCUUCUACCGUCCUUGAACCGACUCGCAGGGAUUCCGAGUCUAUCUACGACGACGUUGUAACUUUGCUUUCCCCGAUCGACGAUCCCGAAGUUACCGAUUCCCGUAAUGUCACCGGGAACGAUAACACCGUGAUCCAAAAGGAUCAGACCCAGGAAAACGACGACUAUCAUCUGUUCGAAGGUAACAAUUAUUCCAGCGUGGACGAUGAGGAGACCGGCGACGACGCGCUGGAUAACGAUCAGGAUGAUUACGAUGACGUCGGUCUGCCUGGCGAGGAACGAGUCAACAGUUUGUACGCAGGUUCGACGGCAGGCUCGAUCCUCGGAUCAACCUGGACGAACGGGAAAGAAUCCGAGUGGGAGGACCUGGAGGAAUCGAUUUUUGGUCCUGCUCGGCUUCCGAAGAAGAACAGCAAUUCGUCUGGGAUAGCAAGCGAGACGCAGGUGAUCUCGAGUAAGAAGAAAUUGCCUCGAAGAUGGUCCCGAAAGGGGAGAAGACAACGUUCCAGAUUAUCUAGGAGAAGCUCGUCGAAGUCGUCUAACAAGUCAACGCGGGAUUUCACGAGUCAAGAGAACGCAUCCGACGACAGCACCUACGAGAGCUUGCAGUCCUUCCAGCAGGAUGACUUCAGCACCGAUUCGGAGACGGAGAAGAUCGAGGAGCGGAGGAACGAAGGGGAGAACGUCGAGAGGGACAAGAUCUCGAAUCGAUUCGUGAUCGAGUACUCGGAGGCACCCACCAGACCGAAUCCUCCGCCCCCGCGGGAAAUCAGCCUCACUCGUACCCUAGGCAGGAGGAUAAAGAUGCUUCGAAGAACUUGGAGCAUCACGAAAGGAAGCCUCGGUCGUAUGCGAAGAAGAACCUCCGUCGACGAGGAACAUGUCUGCGAGGAGAACGAUCAGUCGAAUUUAGAGGGUGGUAGAUACUUUGGUUUCGCUAGGCAUUUUAAGAAAAGCGUCACUGGAUUUUCUACUUUCUAUCUGAACGGUUACACCGCGAACGGUCCUGGCGAUUCGACAAAAAUCGCCGGCGAUCAUUCCUCCGUCGACGAAGAAACAGAUCACUACAGCGUACUCGCCGAGCAGGAACCGCUGUAUCAAUUCUACGCUGCCGCUGCUGCCCGAGGGGCGUUCGACUCCAAUUCGGAUGGCUACGAGGAGGUCGAGGACAUGAUUCCAUCGCAAUCGACGACCGACUUGGCGAAACCAGGCCACAGAACGUUGUGGUGUCAAACGGUGCAAGUAGUAAACACCGGUCUUCUACAACGUCUAACCACGGAGGAGAGAAAGAUUCAAGAAGCAAAGUUUGAAAUUCUAACGUCCGAAGCUUCGUACUUGAAUUCCCUGCGAGUUCUAAGGAACGAGUUCAUCAACGAGCCGUCUAUCAACGAGAUUUUAACGCCCGUCGAAAGGGACAAGCUGUUCGGUGGUAUUCCUAGCGUGUUGCACGCAUCGGAACAGUGUCUGGCAGAGCUGGAAAGCAUUUGGAGGCAGGAUCCUAUGCUGCACGGACUGCCGGACGUGCUGCUCAAGUAUGCCGAGAAAUGUUUAGAUAUUUAUGUAGCGUACUGCUCGAAUCAAGUUAGCAUCGACAGCACGCUCAAAGAUUUACGGACGCGAAAGGGUCUCAAGUUUCUAGACGUGGUCUCGCAAGUUGAGGCACGUUCCGCUUGCCAAAGCUUGUCGUUACAUUCGUUUUUAAUGUUACCCAUGCAACGGAUAACCAGGCUUCCUUUGCUGGCCGAUGCAGUCCUCUCGAAAUUGUCCUCCGAACACGUCGACAGACAUCACUGGGAGAGAGUUUUGUCGAGCUUAAGUUACGUCGUUACCGAAUGUAACGAGGGUGCGCGUGCCGCGGCGAAAGAAGCGGAAAUGGAAAGUUUAGCCAGAAAACUCGAGUAUUCCGCGAAAAUUAAACCUAUCGUAUUGAAAGGCAAGUACCUGGUUAAAACUGGACCUGUUGUACAAUUGUCGAACAAAACCGACGCGGAAUACAAGCUCACAUUCGGGCGAAGGUUUAACAAAACGCACCUCUACCUUUUGUUACUCACGGAUUAUCUUCUAGUCGCAAAAUACAAGUCCAAUCACGAUACAACGUAUACUGUAAUAGAUACGUGUAAAAGGAGUUUGAUCGCUUUAGAGUCUGUUCCUGAGGAUUCGCCGUUCGCGGGUCGUAACGCGAUGCUGUUAACUCUUUUGGAAAAUUAUUCUGGUCAUCAAAUCGAAUAUAUAUUAACGUGCGAGAGCGAUACGGAAAGGCAAAGGUGGUUGGAAGCUGUUUCACCAUCGAAUCGAGGAUUGGUUGAGGAAACCCUCUACGAAGUAUGGGAUUGUCCUCAAGUGGUAGCUUUGUAUUGUUAUUCUCCAAACCAACCGGACGAAUUAUCGUUGCAUCCCGGGGACGUUAUAAACGUGUUCAGAAAGAUGUCAGACGGUUGGUAUCACGGUGAAAAAUUAUUGAACCGCGAACAGGGCUGGUUUCCUGGAAAUUAUACGAAAGAAGUUGCAUCGGAACACGUUCGCGCGAGAAAUUUAAAGCAAAGACACCGUCUUCUCGCGUUGAACGGUAACGUGUUGCAAAGAAAAACGAAACAAUAAUCUGCUAUUCGCUGAAAGACUUGAAGACGCAACUUCGAGUAAACCAAGAUGAUGUUAUUUAUACUUAUCCACUCGUCGAGUAUCAUAAGGGCCGAAUAAAAUUAAAGAAGUCUAUAAAAAAA
Messenger RNA from Osmia lignaria (orchard mason bee), 5734 nucleotides. The record is from RefSeq and is a predicted model, not a curated record. NCBI's taxonomy places the organism in Eukaryota, Metazoa, Arthropoda, Insecta, Hymenoptera, Megachilidae.